This is a messenger RNA of Tripterygium wilfordii, 926 nucleotides long. Its product is annotated as auxin-responsive protein SAUR32-like. The transcript has a single exon. Gene Ontology annotation, biological process: response to auxin. Lineage: Eukaryota; Viridiplantae; Streptophyta; Magnoliopsida; Celastrales; Celastraceae. The record is from RefSeq and is a predicted model, not a curated record. The coding region runs from base 358 to 738 and encodes 126 amino acids.
CCACCCCAGCUAGAACCAUCUGAGAACCUAACCAAUCAACCAAUUCACUACCCAUAUAUCUUAUGUGUGUGUAUAUAUAGAUACAUGUAGUUACACCAAUCUCUCGUCCUCUCAGAAAUCUCUAUGUGGGUAGUGUUUGAACUGGUAUUAGAAUGAGCAACAUACCAAGAUCUCUCACAGACGCUUCUUUGACACUCUUCAAACUCGCAAUCUCUGCCUCUGAUCCCUGGCCUUUCUCUAUUCUUUUCUCGUAACAUCAAAUUCCCCAGGAAAAAAAACAAGACCCCAGGAAGAAAAAACUAGGAUUCCUACAAAGGGUAGGGUAGCUUCCAAUUUCAGUUUUUGGGUUUUGUUGCUAUGAAGAACCAAACUCACCACCACCACCACCACUUCCAUCUUCACAUACCACACCUUCACUUUCAUCAUCAUCAUCAAGAGAAGGAGCAGGAGUUGAAAGAUGUCCCGAAGGGUUGUCUAGCCAUCAUGGUGGGUCAAGGUGAGGAGCAAAAGAGGUUUGUGAUCCCUGUAAUCGAUGUGAAUCAUCCUCUGUUUGAGCAAUUGUUGAAGGAAGCAGAGGAGGAAUAUGGGUUUGAUCAGAAAGGACCCAUUACAAUUCCUUGUCAUGUGGAGGAGUUUCAAGCUGUUCAAGGCAUGAUUCACAACGAAAAAUCUCACCACCACCACCACCACCACCACCACCACCACCUUCUUCUUCAUGGCUUGUGCUUCAGGGUUUGAUUCAUUAAUUAUCCUGUGUAAAUUUGCUUCCCUUUGUUUGUUUAUUUCCCAUCGAUACACGAUUAUGACGAAAAAAAUGAAGAAUCAGAUUGAAGUGUUCGUAUAAAUUUGUGAUUUUUAUUGAAUUUUAUUUUGAGUAAACAUAAAUUACAUAAUGUUGUUGUUGAUAUGAACACAAGAAAGUGUGU